CUCCACUCUACCACCUUGACUCUCGAGGUCGCGUCGGCUGCGGCUCAGCAUUCUCUCUGAAUAUACACUUUCCAUCUCUUUUCAUGCAUAUCACACUCGGCAUACUCUGACCAUUGAUACGACUACUGAAACUAAACGACCCGCACGAUGUCUUCGUGGACAUCAUGGAUUCCCUCAUUACCCACGAUCGACCUAUCCCUUCCAUCCGGGAUCCAGAGACGCUUCAUCUCGUUUGCAUUGAAGCGUUCUCUCGGGCACCUACUCAAGCCUGGGCAGCUUGAUCUUCAGCAGGUGGACUCUCAGAUCGGGUCAGGUUAUGUACAGAUCCGAGACCUGGAGCUUAAUAACGACGCAAUCAACUCGCUCAUAUCUGGGCUGCCUCUCGAACUGCACGACGGCUCCAUUGGGAAGGUCACGGCGCGCAUUCCAUGGCCUAACCCGUUGACCUCUACGAUCGGUCUCUCAGUUGAAUCACCUCAUCUGACAUUCUAUCUCGCACCUCAAUCACCCGAUGUCACCGCAUCACAUCUCGACCUUGCCGAGUCAGUGGCAUCUGUCGCAGAGUCAUUCAUUCACGAGGAGCUCAAUCCCGCCGACGAGGCGACGCUUCGUGGUUCGAUUCACGGCGGGUCGAGAAGUCCACUACAGACCGGACAGGACGUCUUUCCUGGCGGACUAGAUCCCUUUGUGUCUGAUGAAGAGUUAUCCCAAAGCGAGCUAGAGCCACCCGGUGUCUCAAUAUUCGCAACGCUCAUUGAGAAGCUCCUGGCACGCUUCGCAUUCGAUGCGGACGAUGUCAAGGUCACAAUAGUGAAUCCGCAGCAAGCCAGUUUCACGCUGUCAAUAGCCCAGGUUCGAUACGGGACCGAGACGGAUCCUUCAGUGGAGAGAACAGAUGCAAGCAGCCGGGAAGAUUCGCAGGGCAGUAUACGCGGCGUUACCGUCAGCGGGAUCACUGUGACUACGCGCUGCCUCCGCCCGUCGAGUCCAGUAAUGACCCCUACGCAAGAACGUGGUGCACCUUCAUCUCGGAUGACGCCCACUGCCGCGCCUGCGUCCCCUCAAAGCCCCCCGACCCCUCCUUCACCAUACUCAGACUCGUCGGACAUGGAUGAGGAAACCCAGAUGCUCAUGUCACAAUCUAUAGCGAUUCUCCCUCCUCGGCCGGUCUCGCCUGCGACAUCGGUCUCGAGCAGUAUGUACCAGAGCGCUGUGUCGACUGCGCCCGUGGAGAGCAGUCUUCAUGGUACACCGAGUCCCGAGGCGCAGUUCUCAGCAGCUAGCGAGCCGCCAGCGGGCGACUUCACCUCGUCAUCAGAGUCACCACCCGGUGCCGGCUUUCCGCAGAGACCACAGCCCAUCGCUUGCAUCCCGGAAGUGGAGGAUGAAAUCGUCGCUUCCUUCGGUUCUGAUCCAAUCUCUAUCCGUCUGUACACGCCCCCGCCAUUGUCUGCACAUUCGCCCACGCCAGCCGUCGGGAUUCCUUCAUCGUCGAGAAUCCCUAGUGAAGGGUCAAAGGGAAGCCAUCGCCGAAGUAGCAGUGCGCGGACUCCGGACGAGAAGCUCAGGGUCACUGUGGAUGUGGGGGUUAUUGCCCUUGCCCUCAACGCACGGCAUGUCCGGAGCAUCCUGGACAUCGCUGAUGUCUGGUCGCUGCAUUCCCCACUUCCUGCACGCCGGACCCCCUCCACUUCAGAUGGUGCCCCCGAGCCAUCGGCCAUUCCCGCUCUCGAUGGGACGCUUCGUCUGCGUGGCAUCGUCCUUCUCUUACUCCCAGCAUCGAGCAGCUCUAGAGCGUUGGAUGCCCGUGGAUCAUCGGAGUUCUUCUCUCGCCCCCUUGUGCCGCCGAAGAUGACGCAUGGAUACGUUCGCGCUCACAUGGAGGAGCUGUCUACCACAGCUUUCAUCUCAUCAUCGAGUUCUGCGACUCCGAGUCGCGGCGAGUCUGCACAGUUGCACGCCCACAAGAGGACAUCGAGGUCGCAGAAGGGCACAGCCGUGAACUUGUCAGUGAACCUGACUCUCGCCGAGUUGUCGGUCUUCGCUUUCCUCCAUCAGCCCGUUUUGGGGGCUCCCAGUCCGUCAACGGAGCUAUAUGCAUAUCCGGUCUUGAUUACAGACCCGAAUUUACGGUCUCAGUAUCCUCGAGACCAUUCGAACGCGCCUUCAGCAGACGUGCACAAUAGCAGCAUGCCGUCGUUUGACAUAUUGGAUUGGACGGAUCCUUCUCGAAGAAGCACAGCUGCGAAGCUUUCCGUUUGGCGGAGCAAGGCCGUGCAACAACAUCCAACCCUCCGGCAGGAGACACCAGGUCCGAAGAGUUCUCCACGGGCGCAGCCUGGCAUGCCGUCAUCUGCCAGCCCGCCCACGCCUAGGGCAAUGCCUCGUUUGUUGUCAACGUCUCCUGGACAUGUCGGCAUAGGGCGGCCGUCCCUUUCCUCUGGAGCACUACGACCUGCCGGGCCAGCCAUCAGUGUGAAGUUCCGCAGUCAUGCAACACAGUCGCAGUCGAGUCGGGGCGGCAAAGAUGGCAGCCCGGAUGUCGAGGUCGCUUUCGAAGCGCUGCAUCUCUUCCUUGACCUCGGGCUAGUAUCAGGUGGUGACCCACAACAUGGCGAGAGUGCGACCAUGUCGUUCCUGAAGGAGGCUGCGACUCCGUCGAGAUCUCCCCUUGCACAAUCUACUUUGCCCUCGCCAGGGUACCCGUAUGAAGGCAUGAUGGAUGACGACGACGACGCAGAUACGCCUCCCUCCACCCCACGGGCUGCUAUCGGGUUCGGGGCACGGACUGCGGAGGAGCAACAACAAGAACGGAGAAGGCUCGAACAAUUAGUUCUGGACGACUUGGAUCUGGAGUAUGACUACCGGCAAGGACCAAAGCACAGCGUUGAUCCUGCUACCGAGCGCGUGAAGGAUUGGCGAAAGGUCAGGACACAUAGAAACCGUGGUCGAGGGCCCACUAUGUCAAUGAAAUUCCCCGCGAUUCGUAUCCAGAUACGCGAUACUCCUCCUCUGAGUCCACCACGAUCAGGAGCAUUGAUCCUCGACCUGCACGACCUCCAUAUUUCGCCGGGCAAACCCGCAGAGAAAGAUCGCCCAACGACCAGGUUCGCUCCACCAGAAGAUCCAUACCUUGCCGGAACCGGUACAGGCGAGCCGACCACGAGCGAAGUGGACAAUGCGCUGCUUUAUGCGCAGUGGCACCGUCUAGUCGUUUCGUAUGCACCUCUGUCGUCCUCUAGGGCAACGGCCAUCCUCUCACUUGGCCCGUCGCGUCGUCCCAGCGAGGGCACGACGGAACAUAUGCGGUUCGGAGGCAGUAUAUCGCCAGACGCAUCUGUGGUAGAUCCUGUCUCUCGCCCUUCCCUGCAAGUCCGACGCGGUAAUGUGACCUUGUCGCACGACCCGUCUACGGAAGUCAGCUCAUUGGUGCUCGCCAUCGACGUACCAUCGAUACAUAUCGAACUCUCGAAGCCCACUCUAGAUGGCCUUCAGUUAUGGGCCGACGACUUGACUCGCUUGAUGGAGGCUGCCUUCGGCGAACCUCCUGUUCUCGAUACGGGCACUGAGCGUGCAGACAGCAGGGACUCUAGUCUGAUAGGAAGCCGAUUCUUUGCGAAGUCAAGAAGUGUAAGUAGCCAAGCUGAGAGCGGAAGCUUUGCUAGCAGACCGCAAGAGACUGCUAAUGAGACUGCUAUCAAAAUCACGCUUGGAGAGGGCACUGUCAGAUUGUUCGUACCGCGCUUGCAAGAGAGCCCAACUACUGUUCGACCUUUUGAUGUCUCGCUGAACGACGUCGACGUUCUGGUUGAGCUGAAGCCGGAAGGAAAGGAUGAAACCGUCCUGACAGUCGGCAUCCGGGGCAUCACUGUCAGUGAAAUCACCAAGUCAGGCUCUACAGCCUCAAUGCUUGCGCUCACCCACCCUUAUAGCCUGUUGUCUGCUCAAGCGUCGGCCGUGAAGGUCCGCUUUAUCUCUUUGAUAGUGCCGGAGACAACAGCGAAGGAGUCCAGGGUGAAACUUACCCUGCGUGGCAUUACGUUCACGGCGCAUCCGGAUUUUGCUUGGACAUCAGAUUUGGCGUCGUUCGUGAAAGCACCUCCAGGGGCCUUCGAAUCGGUUGUUCCGAGCGAGCGCACGCGGUUGUCUGUCAAGGUGGUGGACACUUCUCUUCAGACUCUGUGUCCGACAUACCGAGGCGCAUUAAUCCCGUACAUCGGGGAACUCGACUUCUCAACCGUCAUCGAAGGAGCCUCGCCAGACUUGACAUUCCUCCUGGAUAUCCCUGCAGUAUCAUUGUUUCUCGUGGACGACGUGAAAGUGAUGUCGCAGCAGCUAGACAGUGCGAAAGUGGGGCAUCCAACUGCGAGAUCACCUGGCGCAGAGUAUUGGAAGAGAGCAGGCUUUGCCUUGCUCGCUGAACUGGUCGACCUCAAGCUCCGAUUUGCUCGCUUGACUGAUGCAGGCCCGGCAGACACCAGAAUAUCUGUCAGUCAAGGAGGCUUACGAGUCCACCUGUGUGCAGACACUCUGACAGCCCUGACUGCCUUCAUAAGCGACUUCACUUCCAUCUUUGCGCCACCUCCAGACAUACCGUCGUCACCCAGGAAGCGCAGUGAACCUACGCGUCUUUCGCAGACAUCAGACCCACGCGGUCUAUUGUCUUCACUCGACGAACACGCUUUCCGACAGCUGCCCGAAGUCGGUGCAGCACCGGAUAUGAUCUACGACGACCUUCCGACAAACCCAGACUACCUCGACGAGUCGUUCGGCGCAGCUGCUGGCCUUCGGGAACUGGAUGACGACGAGUUCGACGAAACCAAUGUAGACGUCCCUUUGGGAACUGGUGACGUAGAUGAUGAAGGCAGUAACACCUCUACAUAUGGAGGAGAGACGGUCCGCAUGCUGCGUCCUGAAGGCUUACAGAUUAUCGAACAUUACUUUGACACCAUGUCUCCGGAUUCGGUUGAUGGGGACUCGAGCUAUGGGGAAACGACUCUCCGAGUUCGACUGCAAAACUUCGAUAUCACACUGCUCUUGUAUGACGGCUAUGACUGGAUGCGUACACGCAGAAUCAUCGAGGAAGAGCAAAAGGAGAUGCGGAAGAAGCUAGCCAAGAUACGACAGCUCGUCGCCAGUGGGCAAACACCAGAUCCUAGUGUCGAGGAGACGAGCGCUCUCCUAUUCAACUCGGUCUACAUCGGACUGGAGCACAACAUCGACGAGCUCGAACCAGGCGCACUCAUAGCGGCUAUCGACGAGGAGCUGAACGAAGACCUGGAGACAGCUAGUCAGAGCUCUUGGCAGUCGCUGAAGCCUCAGACGGUCCACAAUUCCCCCGGAAAGGGGACUGCUGGUCAAGGUCGCACACGUCGGAAGCGAAUGAGUCGGUCGAAAGGCCCUAGCAUCGAAUUCCGGCUGAUGGGCCUGAACGCUGAAUACGACCAAUACUUAACUGCGUCGGACCUUGUCUCAAGAACACUGGUGAUCAUAGAGGAUAUCGAGAUCCUCGACCAUAUCAAGACGUCGACGUGGAGGAAGUUCUUGACGUCUCUCCGCUCGGACUCCCGAGGGAACAUCCGCGAGACUGGCUCGGAUAUGGUCCGCGUAGAGCUCCGUACUCUCCAUCCCGUCCCUGACCAUCCUUCGGAGGAGGCGAGGCUUCGCGCCAAGAUCUUGCCCCUCAGACUUCAUGUCGAUCAGGAUGCGCUUGACUUCCUCAAGAAGUUCUUCAGCUUCAAGGACCCGGAGAGCGUCCCUGCUGCACCUUCGGAUCCAGAGGACGAGAUUUACUUCCAACAAGCGGAGGUAUUCCCGGUAGACAUCAAGCUUGACUACAAGCCGAGACGGGUCGACUACAGGGCACUUCGUGACGGAAGGACGAUUGAGCUUAUGAACUUUUUCCACUUCGAUGGCGCAGAGAUGACCCUUCGACAUAUUACUCUGACUGGGAUCACCGGAUGGCCAAGGUUUUUCGACCUCCUGAACGACCUGUGGACGCCAGACGUGAAGGCGACGCAAUUGGUGGACGUGAUAUCCGGCGUAGCUCCCAUUCGUUCCGUAGUCAACGUCGGCUCUGGGGUUGCGGAUCUUGUGCUCUUGCCCAUCGCUCAAUACAAGAAGGACGGACGGGUGGUCAGAGGUCUGCAGAAAGGGACAACGGCCUUCGUCAAGUCGACUGCGAUGGAAGCGAUCAAACUCGGUGCGCGGCUCGCGACAGGCACGCAGGUCAUCCUCGAGCAGGCGGAGAAUGUCAUCGGGGGACAGUUCAAGGACCCGAUCACGGCGGAGACGGUUCCCGGCUCACCAUUCUCGGAUGAGCUGGGUGGACAGUUGGGAGACGAGGAGGAAAGCGACCUCAUCAGUCGGUAUGCCGAGCAGCCCAUGAAUGUCCAGGAGGGCAUGCAGUCCGCGUACAGGAGUCUGAGCAGGAACUUCAAUUCUGCGGCGCAGACAAUCCUUGCGGUGCCCAUGGAGGUGUACGAGAGAUCCGGUAACGAGGGACCCGUCCGUGCUGUCGUGCGCGCGGUGCCUAUCGCGGUCCUGAAACCGAUGAUCGGUGCAAGCGAGGCGGUUAGCAAGACCUUGCUUGGGCUGCACAACCAGCUAGACCCCAACGUACGGCACGAGAACGAGGCGAAGUAUAAGCAGCGAUAGAAGUAGACCAUCAUUUGCGGACAGCAGGCACCGGAGGUUCACCUGUAUGAAUACACGUACAACAGCCAUAU
Molecule: messenger RNA, 6728 nt
Organism: Rhodofomes roseus
Lineage: Eukaryota; Fungi; Basidiomycota; Agaricomycetes; Polyporales; Fomitopsidaceae
Exons: 16
Coding region: 148-6657 (2169 amino acids)
Biological process (GO): autophagosome assembly; reticulophagy; autophagy of mitochondrion
Cellular component (GO): extrinsic component of membrane; phagophore assembly site
Molecular function (GO): phosphatidylinositol-3-phosphate binding
Source: RefSeq, a predicted model, not a curated record